Exophiala bonariae is the source of this 1236-nucleotide messenger RNA. RefSeq lists its product as uncharacterized. NCBI's taxonomy places the organism in Eukaryota, Fungi, Ascomycota, Eurotiomycetes, Chaetothyriales, Herpotrichiellaceae. The transcript has a single exon. The record is from RefSeq and is a predicted model, not a curated record. The coding region runs from base 1 to 1236 and encodes 411 amino acids.
AUGCGUUGGGACAUCUUUGCUGCAUUGGUUGCCAUUGUCGCUCUGCCGCUGAUGGUCAAUCAAGCAACAAUACAACUACUCAGCAAGCUCUUGGGUUUACUGAUGCGGCGGAUUUGGCCAAAGGAUGCCUUGUGUGAGGUCUUAGAAUGGCGAGACGUUCCUGACGGGCUCCUCCAUAAUUGUGAAAAUCUAGCAGAGGGGCAAUGCACCUGUACAUCUUUGCAAGCCCUCCACGAGGAGCCGUCGACCACGCACGAAGAAUGUUUCUCAGAAACAUUGGGCACUGUUUUUGGAAAGGCAUGGGUAUCGCCGUCCAGGCGCCAGAAGGUCGUCAGAAAGCCACACGCUCUGGAGUUUCGACGACCAUACAUUCGCACAGAUCGAACGACACUGAGAGCAUACGUGAUGCUUUGCCAACCAGCACAAGAAUACGGAGAUAAGAGUAAGGUUGUGACAUUCAAGAAAGUCGAUGGGAUCUUGACCGCGCACUUGCACACUGGCGGAGACGACGGCUUUGCGGUCAUACACAUACCCACACUUACGAAACGCGAACUCGAAUGCAUCAUGAAAGGAUAUCCACCUUUUUAUCGGGAGUCUAUUCAGUUCGAAGAUGGGCGCAAACUUAAGACCCCUAUUGCAUCGAAAGAAGAUGGCCUUAGAGGAGGCUGGAUCGUUGGGGUCGGUUUGACUUUCUAUCCCUAUCCAACCUUAAGGCAUAACUUGACAUACACAUCGCCACCUGAUGAUAGGAGAAUAUGGAAGCAUACCAAUAUAGCGGACGCUGUGCGAAGGGUUGGCGAAAGACUCGAGGACUUUCUCCAAUAUUUCCCUGACGAACUUGCUUUGAAGUACGGUCUCCAGAUCUACCACGAGAUGCUGAAAGAUGAUGGGCACCGGACCAUGUUCUGGACGCUUUGUGAGGAUAAGACUUUCUUCGAUGUCCCGGGUGCGAGUGGUUCUCCAGAACCAUUCGUUCGUCAGCUUUCAGUCACUGAGUGGGAUCUCGUAUUGGUAUCUUUCAAUCGCCGAACGCCAUUGAUGGAUUCUGCAAAAGCCCUAUUCCAAGCUAAUCUCAAGACUAUCAUUCUUGCUGUUCUGAAAGGCUUGUCUUAUGUACUCGUCUAUGGACGAGCAGAGUCUCAUUACUAUUCGAUGCCCGUCUCAAGAAUUCCUUCGAUGGAAGAGAUGGACGGCCACAAAUAUAUCUAUCUUACGACCUGUGUGGAUGAAGGUUAG